AAGAGACAAAUCAGUUGUAAGAAAAGAAGCUUUGGCCAGUCAGCAGAAGCUGUUCUGCAGCUUCUCCUCUCCGGUGAUGGAAACCUUGGUGGGAACUGAACUUUGCUUUCCACAACUCAUCAACACCUCCUGCAGAAAGCCAAUUCGUCCUCACUUAGAAGCAAUGCUGAUUUAUAUUUUGUUGUCUUCCAUCUCUCUGUUCACUGUAGCUCUGAACCUGCUGGUCAUCAUCUCCAUCUCCCACUUCAAGCAGCUCCACACCCCCACCAACCUCCUCCUCCUCUCUCUGGCCGUCUCAGAUUUCUUCGUCGGCCUCUUCAUGAUCUUUCAAAUAAUGUUGAUAGACGGCUGCUGGUUGCUCGGUGAUCUCAUGUGUUCUCUUUGGUCUAUUCUAUCAUCCAUUAUUACCUCGUCCUCAGUAGGAACCAUGGUGCUCAUAUCAGGGGAGCGAUAUGUGGCUAUUUGUUAUCCUCUGCAUUACUUCAUCAAAGUCAAACAAGAAAGAGUUCAAGUCUGUGUUUGUCUGUGUUGGAUGUUUGCUGCUUUAAUUAACAGUCUGCUGCUGAAGAAUAACCUGCAACAUCCGGGAAGGUAUAAAUCUUGCAUAGGAGAGUGUACUGUUGACAUGAACUACAUCGUUAAUCUUUUUGAUCUUAUUGUUACAUUCAUUUUUCCCAUUACUGUUAUUGUCAUUCUAUAUAUUAGAAUAUUUGGGGUGGCUGUGUAUCAGGCUCGUGCCAUGCGGUCUCACAUUGCAGUUGUGAUAAUGAAAGUAACCGCUAAAAAGUCUGAAAUGAAAGCGGCCAGGAAUCUUGGUGUUGUUGUAGUUGUGUUUCUGAUAUGCGUUUGCCCAUAUUAUUGUGUUGUUCUUACAUCCCAAAACAACUUGGACACAUCUUUAUCUGUAACCAUUGUAAUAUGUUUUUUUCAGUUUAACUCCUGUCUCAACCCUCUUAUCUAUGCCACUCUCUACCCCUGGUUCAGAAAAUCAAUUAAGGUCAUUGUUACACUUCAGAUACUGAAACCUGGUUCCUAUCGGACCAACAUGCUUUAGAGACACGCUGCAUGGGUCUAAAAUUGAAAUGAGCCUGAACAGA
Molecule: messenger RNA, 1097 nt
Organism: Gasterosteus aculeatus aculeatus (three-spined stickleback)
Lineage: Eukaryota; Metazoa; Chordata; Actinopteri; Perciformes; Gasterosteidae
Product: trace amine-associated receptor 13c-like
Biological process (GO): G protein-coupled receptor signaling pathway
Cellular component (GO): membrane
Molecular function (GO): trace-amine receptor activity
Source: RefSeq, a predicted model, not a curated record